CCUCUUCCUCUUCCCCAAUCUUCAUCCAUCGUGACCAUGCCCUCCCAGCUUUCUCUCCCAACACUAGACAAACUCCGGGGUGUUGUUCCUCAAGACCUCGAUGCCAACAAAGUAGCAGAAGAAUGGUUCGCGUCUUUCGCAGCAAACAUGCAAGAUGGGAACGUCGAUAACAUCAUCAACCUCCUCGUAGACGACGCAUUCUGGCGCGACAUGUUCACACUCACAUGGAACUUGCGGACAUUCCAGUCCACUCCCAUUAUCAAAAAGUUCCUUAUCGAUCAGCUUGCCACUUUCAAAGUCUCGUCGUUCAAGCUCAGGAAAGAUCUCGUCGCUUUGGAACAGCCCUACCCGGACUUGGCAUGGAUCCAGGGUCUCUUUGAUUUUGAAACCCACGUAGGCAUUGCUUCAGGUGUAUUCAGGCUCGUCCCAUUGCCAGACGGCACUUGGAAAGCACACACGGUCCUCACGAACUUGGAAGAUCUGAAGGGCUUCCCAGAAAAGAUCGGAUUCCUACGCAACUUCCUCCCUAACCACGGUAAAUGGGCUGAGCAACGUGCGCGCGAAAAAGAGUUUACCGAUGCGGAGCCUCAGGUCCUCGUGCUCGGUGGUGGUCAGAGUGGUCUUGAAAUUGCGGCACGACUGAAAGCGCUUGGUUUGAGUGCUCUCGUUAUAGAGAAGAACGAGAGGAUAGGGGACAAUUGGAGGAAGCGUUAUGAGGCUUUGUGUCUUCACGAUCCAGUUUGGUAUGACCAUAUGCCAUACAUCCCCUUCCCACCGACUUGGCCUGUAUACACGCCUGCAUUGAAACUGGCAGAUUGGCUCGAAUCCUACGCCCAUUCUCUCGAACUCAACGUCUGGACUUCAUCCCUCGUCACCGCCGUCGUUCCACUCUCGUCCUCCAAGUACAAAUGGCGCGUGAAUGUGAAGCGCGCUGAUGGGAGCGAACGAGUAUUCGAGGUCAACCAUGUCGUGUUCUGCUUGGGAAUGGGGGGCAGCAUUCCUCGUAUGCCGACGUACCCUGGCAUGGACGAGUACAAAGGGCAGGUCCUACAUUCAAUUUCUCAUGGAAAGGCUCUCGAUCACGUAGGGAAGAAGGUCGUAGUCGUCGGUUCAUGUACAUCUGCACAUGAUAUCUGCGCUGAUUACUACGAACAUGGAAUUGACAUCACCAUGUGCCAACGUAGUCCUACGUACAUCAUGACUACGAAAGAAGGAGGUCCAAGGCUAUUCGCCUUGUUCUGGGAAGGCAGUCCACCCACAGAUAUCGCUGACAGAAUCAACGCGUCAUACCCAAACCACCUCCUCAAGCUGAUGCACCAGCGCGUAUCCAGGGACAUCGCCGAAGCAGACAAAGAACUGCUGGACGGUCUGCGUGCGCGCGGAUUCAAGCUCAGCAUGGGCGACGAAGGCUCUGGAUGCCUCAUCCUGGCCUGGACCAAGGCUGGAGGGUACUACCUCGAUGUCGGCGCCUCGCAACUCAUCGCUGACGGCAAGAUCAAACUCAAAGCCGACAGUCCCAUGUCGCGAUUCACCCCGUCUGGCCUCGAAUUCGAGGACGGCUCCACGAUCGAUGCAGAUGUGGUCAUCUUCGCGACUGGAUACUCCGACGCCCGCUCCGCCUACCGCCAAAUCCUCGGCGACGAGCUCGGUGAGAAGCUGAACCCGAUCUGGGGCCUCGACGCAGAGGGCGAGCUGCAGUCUACAUGGCGCGAGGUGGGUGCUGGGCUUGAAGGGAUCUGGUGCAUGAUGGGCAACCUCGCGUUAUGCAGAUUCCACUCUAAACACCUCGCCCUUCGUACGUUCCCUCCCCUCAUGCUCAUCCUCACCCAUCCGCAAUAAACACGAUGCUAAUGCUGAUACGCCUCUCCCCUCCUUUUUUUGUGAGCAGAAAUCAAAGCCAAAGAGGAAGGCAUCUACGGCACGAAAUACUAGAAGAGGAAAAAAAAAAAAAAGCGCAUGGCAUACCCCCUGGCCUUUCCUCAACUUUCAUCCAUAACUUCACUCUUGAACGCGAACACGGUGAUGAAGGCUAGUAACAAACUCGAGAGGGUAUAGAGCAAAGAUAAAGAUGCCAGUGUCAUGACAAGGGAUGAAGUCUAAAAAAUGCGUGUAUGGUUUUCUUUUUGGAUUAUAUGUGUGUCAAGUUCUUCUUUGUCUUUUCUUUCUUGUUCUUGUGUUUUCAUGUAACUGCCACUGUCACUGUAAACUUCAUUGAGGGCCCAAUUUAUCUGCUUGUAAAA
Serpula lacrymans var. lacrymans S7.9 is the source of this 2240-nucleotide messenger RNA. RefSeq lists its product as uncharacterized. Lineage: Eukaryota; Fungi; Basidiomycota; Agaricomycetes; Boletales; Serpulaceae. Bases 37 to 1839 code for a protein of 600 amino acids. The record is from RefSeq and is a predicted model, not a curated record. The transcript has 12 exons. Gene Ontology annotation, molecular function: NADP binding; flavin adenine dinucleotide binding; N,N-dimethylaniline monooxygenase activity.